AUGGCUUCUCACCAUGCUCACAUCUCCUGCCACCACCACUGCCAAAACCCUGCCCCUAUCACGGCCACCUCCACCACCAUUGCCACUUGCUGUUGCAGCUGCCAUUACAACCAUUGCUGCAUCCAAACUCACCACCCUUCUCCACCACCACCACAACAGUUAUCGAUUGACCCACUUCUCCAAGCUCUUGGCUCUCUCCUUCAGCAGCAGCAGCAGCUACCCAAUCUAUACCCUUCCUGCACUAACAAACCUCACACCCAGAAAAAUCAUCUCCACAACCUACGUUUUCACCCACAAAGUCUUCAUUUUCAACAGCUGGGUGAUGACAAACAAACUCUGUCUGUUCUCGCUUCGCUUCUUCAACGAAUCAACUCUCUCGAAUCAUCUCUUCACCAUUUUUCUACUUCUUCGACUUCGAAUAAUCAUUGCCAUCCUUCGUAUUCUCUGAGAGAGGCAGCAGCCCGCAUUAUUCAAACCCAUUUCCGUGCCUUUCUUGUUCGUAGAUCAAGAACCCUAAGUCAGCUCCAGGACCUUGCUUUUAUUAAAUCCAGCUUAAACUCUCUCAAAUCCUCUAUCUCGAAUAAAACCCAAUUCAAUUGUGAGGUUAUUUCCCACAAAGCCAUGGACUUACUGCUCAAACUUGACUCUAUUCAGGGCGGUGAUCCUAUGAUCAGAGAUGGAAAAAGCUCAAUUAGCCGUGAUAUAGUGAGAUUUUUGGAGUUCGUUGAUGGGCUUGCAGCUAAAAGGAAUGGGUGCUCAUAUAAACCUGCAAAAAAUGUGCGAUCUGUUAGGAAUGGCAACAAAUCUAGGGCUUUGAAUGCCAGUAUUGGAUAUGGAGGUUUAUUUGAACAUCAGAAGGAAGUAGUGGACAAAUUGAGUGGCAGAGGCGAAAAGAUUCGUGGGUUUUCUAAGGUUUGUGGUGAUGAUGAGGAAGACGUGGUGCUUGAAGGGUUUCAGCAAUUCAUUGAUAACGAGGAAGAUGGGGAUGAAAACCCUAAGUUAUUCCCUAAUGGAAAGCAGGGUCUUUCCAUAAUUGGAAAUGGAGUUUUGAUCAGAAGCAAUUUUGGUCAAUCUAGAAAGAAGAAAACUGUCACCUUUGCUGAGAAUGGGAAUGCGUAUAGGGUUUUCAGUGACAACUAUGAGUCAAUAUUAAAUGGAGAAGGUAUUUUUGCUGAGGGGAGCAAUUCCAGUGAUGAUGAUCAUGGAGAGAAUAUGGAUUACAAUGUAAUUGAAGAGAGAAAGGGGAUCUCUAAAGGUACUGAGGAUGGUGAAGUUUUUGAGGAAGAGAAUGCAUCAUCUACACAGAGCAGUGAUGGUGAGGGGAAUCCUAUAAGAAAUGAUUAUGAAAUUCAUAGGGCUUGCCAGGAUCAAUAUGGAAGUUUAGUUUUCUCAGCUCCAGUGCCGGUGAAGAUGGAAGCAAAAGCUGAUUUGAUGAAGAAGAGACAGGCUGUGAAAAUCGUUAAGUAGGAGGGCCAUUUUUUGGGUUUGCAUUCUCAAAAUCUAGCAAAUUUUAUGGAUUUGUAGCAUCAUUCCGCAUUGUUUUUCCAAUUGUCAAUUGCUGGUGGAGGUCAAUAAAUUCUUCGGGUAGGAUGUGUAGGUGGGCUGUUUUUCUGGUGGGUAAAGUAACUGAUUGUAGGCCUCUCCUGCAUUUAUGUGGGAUUUGUGACUGUAAUUUGCUACCUUCUCCAACAAAUUUUUGACAUCUAGAGAAUGAUGAGAGCACCUGUUACUGUCGUUGUUUUAGUA
Hevea brasiliensis (rubber tree) is the source of this 1746-nucleotide messenger RNA. RefSeq names its product BAG family molecular chaperone regulator 8, chloroplastic. Gene Ontology annotation, biological process: protein folding. The record is from RefSeq and is a predicted model, not a curated record. Bases 1 to 1467 code for a protein of 488 amino acids. Gene Ontology annotation, cellular component: plasmodesma. The transcript has 2 exons. NCBI's taxonomy places the organism in Eukaryota, Viridiplantae, Streptophyta, Magnoliopsida, Malpighiales, Euphorbiaceae.